Nelumbo nucifera (sacred lotus) is the source of this 1086-nucleotide messenger RNA. RefSeq names its product small ribosomal subunit protein uS13c-like. NCBI's taxonomy places the organism in Eukaryota, Viridiplantae, Streptophyta, Magnoliopsida, Proteales, Nelumbonaceae. Gene Ontology annotation, biological process: translation. The record is from RefSeq and is a predicted model, not a curated record. Gene Ontology annotation, cellular component: mitochondrion; small ribosomal subunit; ribosome. Gene Ontology annotation, molecular function: structural constituent of ribosome; RNA binding.
AUGCCGGGAUUCACGGAAUCACGUUAGUCCGGGUCCGAGCAUGGGGUAAGUACAUUGUCAUUGUCCGACUCGGGCGGGUCUGUGAUCACCUUCAAAACAAAGGAUAAGCUGGAAWAGAGCGGUCGAAGAGCUCCCCUUUACUCACCCACACAGCGAUAGAAGCAAUCAAGCAAUAGACUGCAAGCACAAGAAGAAAUGGCUCAAGCUCUGGCUAUGCCUGUUGUGCCUUCACUUUCGAUGCUCUGUAAGGGAGGGAGCCCAUCUAAUUCACUCUGCAGCGCUAUCUAUUUCCCCAAUUCAACACCCCCAAAGUAUCGUGGUCUGAGCAUCCAAUGCGCUCGUGUUGGAGGAGUUGAGAUCCCAAACAACAAGCGAAUCGAGUAUUCUCUCCAGUAUAUUUACGGUAUUGGCCGCACCAGAGCUCGUCAGAUCCUCUGCGACCUCAACAUGGAGAACAAGAUCACCAAAAACUUGUCCGAAGAGGAACUCACAACCCUUCGUGAAGAAGUCUCCAAGUACGAGAUUGAAGGUGACCUGAGGCGUUUUAACGCACUCAGAAUCAGGAGGUUGAUAGAGAUUCAAUGCUAUAGAGGGACAAGACAUCAAAAGGGAUUGCCUUGCAGAGGACAACACACGAAGAACAACUGCCGAACGCUGAAGGGUAAGAGGGUCGCUAUUGCAGGAAAGAAGAAGGCCCCUCGUUGAGAACCAGGUUGUGUUUCUAGCUCCUUAAUUUGUUUGGGUUACUGCUCAAUAUUAAUUUUUAGUAAUAUAUGGAUUAAAUUGCUUUAUUAAAUUAAGUGUCUUUCGUUUUGAUGGAUGUUCAUAACUGGGUUCUGUAGAUUAUUUCUAUCCUGACUCAAUAGUGUAUAUGCUUUUUCCCUUGAUGAGGGCAUGUGAAGUUGGAAUCUGACGGGUACUUGAAAUAACUUAUUUAUUUAUUUUUGGUUGAAUAUGCUUUCAAACUCAUAGUGGCAUCUUCAGAUCAUUUUCCAUUGUUAUCUUGGGCAGCCUGAACUCUUAUUUGUAACCAAUUAUAUUCUCUAUUUUCACAAUGUUGAAUAUCAUGUGUUAUUUCUUCUUGCA